Ochotona curzoniae (black-lipped pika) is the source of this 3010-nucleotide messenger RNA. RefSeq names its product nucleobindin 2 (gene NUCB2). Bases 840 to 2102 code for a protein of 420 amino acids. NCBI's taxonomy places the organism in Eukaryota, Metazoa, Chordata, Mammalia, Lagomorpha, Ochotonidae. The record is from RefSeq and is a predicted model, not a curated record. Gene Ontology annotation, cellular component: extracellular exosome; endoplasmic reticulum-Golgi intermediate compartment. The transcript has 14 exons. Gene Ontology annotation, molecular function: calcium ion binding.
UCCCCUCCUCCGCCUCACCAGCUGCAGGGCGCCCUGGCUUUCUUCAGGGUUGCUAAGGGAAGGGGGCUCUUGGCGGGUUUCAGACUAGGUAGGCAGAGGACCGAGACCCAGGCGGGGUCCAGCUUGGUCCUGGCAGAUCGAUGGGCGAGGGAGGAGUCCCCUGGUGAGGAGGGUGCAUGCACCCAUGCCGGGCUGAUGCUCAGGACCCCCGGUGCCGCGAGACACAGCUAGGCCUUUCUGCCGCUGCUGUGGAGCCCUGACACUUAAGAGAAAGUUCGCACCGUCGGAGUAGGCUUUUCCCUAAAUGGCAAAUUAGGCGCAAGAUGAGCUCUUUCAGCUUCUGGAGAUGAGAAACAUUUUACUUCCUUGUUGCACCUGCUAAAUGUUACUGAGCAAAUGUGGUUAAUGUGGUUGCUGGUGGUAACUGUUUCAGAAGGUAGUUAUUUUGCAGAAUCAGAGAACGGUGGGGAGAGGAGGAAAGACAACAUUUGGGGGAAAGUAGAGAAUGAGCUUGACUUUGGGGAGAGAGAAUCUUUUGAAAUUCUCAGGUUCCACUGUACUCUCAAGUUCUGUAGUGAGCCCUUUACACUACGGAAUCAGCGCUACCCUCCAAGCCUUUUAUCUUAGGCUCUGCUAAGUCCCUGGAUGAAUCAGAAUACUAGGCGACACGUUGUUAUCUUGAUUUAAAAAGAACUUAUUAAGAGUCAGUUUCUAAGGAACAGACAUUGGACUAGCAGCCUCCUCAUUGCUGAUUUCAUCUUGUGCAAGUCAUCUUACCUCUCUGGAUCUCAGUUGCCUCAUCUGUGAAAAGGAGAUAACAAUUCUGUGCGUGUCUGAAGAUGAGGUGGAGGACCAUUGUACCCCAACACUGUGUUCUCAUGGUUACAUGUCUGCUUACUGCCUUUGAAGCUGUGCCUAUAGACAUAGACAAGACAAAAGUGCAAAAUAGUCAACCUGUGGAAAGCGCCAAGAUUGAACCACCAGACACUGGACUUUAUUAUGAUGAAUAUCUCAAGCAAGUGAUUGAUGUGCUGGAAACAGAUAACCAUUUUAGAGAAAAGCUCCAAAAAGCAGAUAUAGAAGAAAUAAAGAGUGGGAGAUUAAGCAAAGAACUGGAUUUAGUAAGUCACCAUGUAAGGACAAAGCUGGAUGAACUGAAAAGACAAGAAGUGGGAAGGUUACGGAUGCUGAUCAGAGCUAAAAUGGAUUCCGCUCAAGGUACAGGCAUGGACCACCAAGCUCUUUUAAAACAAUUUGAGCAUCUAAAUCAUCUGAAUCCUGAGAAAUUUGAAUCCACAGAUUUAGACAUGUUAAUCAAAGCGGCAACAGCUGAUUUGGAGCACUAUGAUAAGACUCGGCAUGAAGAAUUUAAAAGGUAUGAAAUGAUGAAGGAACAUGAAAGGAGAGAAUAUUUAAAAACACUGGAUGAAGAAAAGAGGAAAGAAGAAGAAUCAAAAUUUGAAGAAAUGAAGAAAAAGCAUGAAAAUCAUCCCAAAGUCAAUCAUCCAGGAAGCAAAGAUCAACUGAAAGAGGUAUGGGAAGAGACGGAUGGACUGGAUCCUAAUGACUUUGACCCCAAGACAUUUUUCAAAUUACAUGAUGUCAAUAAUGAUGGCUACCUGGAUGAACAAGAAUUAGAAGCCCUGUUUACUAAAGAGUUGGAGAAAGUGUAUGAUCCUAAAAAUGAAGAGGAUGAUAUGAUAGAAAUGGAAGAAGAAAGGCUUAGGAUGAGGGAACAUGUAAUGAAUGAGGUUGACACUAACAAAGACCGAUUAGUGACUAUGGAAGAGUUUUUGAAGGCUACAGAGAAAAAAGAAUUCUUGGAACCAGACAGCUGGGAGACAUUGGAUCAGCAACAAUUCUUUACAGAAGAAGAACUAAAAGAGUAUGAAAAAAUGAUCUCUUUACAAGAAAAUGAACUGAAGAAGAAAGCAGAUGAGCUUCAGAAACAAAAAGAAGAGCUCCAACGUCAGCACGACCAGCUUCAGGCGCAGAAGCAGGAGUACCAUCAGGUUGUACAGCAGAUGGAACAAAAGAAAUUACAACAAGGAACUCCUCCAUCAGGACCAAAUGGAGAAUUGAAGUUUGAGCCACUGAUUUGAUUAAGUGGCUUUAUGCCGUGUUAAGGGGAAACAGCAGUAAGUGAGAAAGCUCUGCCGGUUGCUUUUAAAAUAAAUAGUGCUCACUCACAAAGAUAAAUAUUCUUUCAUGGGUGCUUAUCAUCUCUCUCAAUAAUGUCUUUUUGGUAUUGACAAUUCUGGAAAAAAAAAAAUGUUUAUUCCCUAGUGCUCCCUGGAAAAUGUUCCUUAGUGUAGCAGCCUUCUGUGCUACAGAUUCUGAAAAACUUUUGUUACCACUUCAGGUCAUCUUUCUUUCACAUUUUUACUCUAUACUUUAUUAUAUAAGGUUAGGUUAUGCUACACCUAACAGAAAAACCAAAGAUAAAAGUGAUUUAAACUACAGGGGAGUUGUUUCCUUCGGCAUAACAGAGAUCUGGAAGUAGGGGUGUCUGGGUUGUGUGAGCCUGGCGCAUGGCUUGGUUUUCAACUUUGCUUCACUCUUGUGGUCCAGGCUUGUUUCUGGAGGUGGUGGGGAAGGGCAAAACCCAGGGGACUCAGCUACUUUCUUGAGAUAACUCUCCAGAAGCAGCAGCAAUACUGAAUUUCAUCUUCAGGCCUGAACCUAGGAGAGAAUUCUGUGUGUCCAUCUAAAAGCUAGGAUGGCUUUACUAAGGAGAGAGGGGGGAUAUGGGUAGACAGACUUCAGUGUUUUCACUCCAGUCAGCCUCACUGGCUGCUUGACUGUUUAUGGAAAUGCUUCUGAUACUCAGCACUCACUCGUCCCAUCCCAAAGAGGAUCCAUCCAAAGUCUACUCCAUCACCACACAUGAGCACGAAGCUCAUACUAUCUAGGUGUCAUCCUAUCCAGCAUGUUAAGGAUGGUCUCCUACAGUCUAAAAACAACUUCUCUGUCCCAAGAGCAUCACAUGAAUCAUGUGUUAGGUGUAGGA